Molecule: messenger RNA, 1797 nt
Organism: Maniola jurtina (meadow brown)
Lineage: Eukaryota; Metazoa; Arthropoda; Insecta; Lepidoptera; Nymphalidae
Gene: Cyp307a1
Product: cytochrome P450 307a1-like
Molecular function (GO): iron ion binding; oxidoreductase activity, acting on paired donors, with incorporation or reduction of molecular oxygen; monooxygenase activity
Source: RefSeq, a predicted model, not a curated record
AUGGCCGCCGCGCCCCAGCUGGGCACAGUGCCGGCCGGCGAACGCGCCAGUUCCCGCCAAAACCUCCUGUCAAACACCAGUGCUGCCACUCUUCAAUUUCUCUUAAGAAAAAUGAGUGCGCUUUUACUCAUCACUCUAUGUGCCCUAUUUAUAUACAAACUUUUUUCUCGCCGAACUGUCACAUGGAAAAAGGUUUCCAAAUAUGGCGACGGCACCGUUCUAAAUUUGAAACAGGCCCCUGGACCUAUUGCUUUGCCUGUUAUAGGCAGUAUGCAUUUGUUAGGCAAAUUUGAAUCCCCUUUUCAGUCCUUUACGGAAUUAAGUCAGAGUUAUGGCGAUAUUUAUAGUAUUAAAUUGGGUUCUUCUGAGUGUUUGGUGGUGAACAGUUUGGAGCUUAUUAGGGAGGUUUUGAAUCAAAAUGGAAAGUUUUUCGGCGGUCGUCCAGAUUUCUUGAGGUUCCACAAAUUGUUUGCUGGCGACCGGAAUAAUUCUCUGGCUUUAUGCGAUUGGUCGAAUCUGCAGUUGCGCAGACGAAAUCUGGCGCGACGUCACUGCGGGCCCAAGCAGCAUACUGACAACUUCACCAAAAUCGGCUCAGUAGCCACUUUCGAGGCAGUAGAGUUAGUUCAAACCCUGAGAAACAUCACCCGAUCAACUACGGACAGUAUCGAUAUAAAACCCUUGCUUAUGUCAACAGCCAUGAAUAUGUUUUCGAACUACAUGUGCAAUGUACGCUUCGAUACCGAAAACGAUCAAGAAUUCCGAAAAGUAGUCGAUCAUUUCGAUGAAAUAUUCUGGGAAAUCAAUCAAGGGUACGCCGUUGAUUUUCUUCCUUGGUUAGCACCGUUUUAUAAGAAACAUAUGGACAAGCUAUCCAAUUGGUCUCAGGAAAUCCGCUCUUUUAUCCUAUCAAGAAUUGUAGAGCAGAGAGAAAUCAACUUAGAUAUGGAGGGACCAGAAAAGGACUUCCUUGAUGGUUUAUUAAGAGUUCUGUAUGAUGAUCCAACUGUGGAUAGAAACACGAUAAUUUUUAUGCUUGAAGACUUUCUAGGUGGGCAUUCUUCUGUGGGUAACUUGGUUAUGCUCUGUUUGACAGCUGUAGCUAGAGACCCUGAAGUUGGAAAGAAAAUAAGAGCCGAAAUUGAUGGUGUUACUAAAGGUAAACGUGCUGUGACAUUAACAGAUCGAAUGUCCAUGCCGUACACAGAAGCAACAAUAUUGGAAUGCCUGCGAUACGCAUCGUCCCCAAUAGUUCCGCAUGUAGCCACGGAAAACGCAAACGUCGCUGGAUACGGAGUCGAAAAAGGCACAAUUGUAUUCAUAAACAAUUACGAAUUGAAUACUUCACCUAAAUACUGGAACCAACCGGAGAAAUUCGAUCCAUCAAGGUUUCUAGAACGUACCAAAGUUAGAGCUAGACGCAACUCCCAGUGUGAUUCAGGAAUGGAAUCAGAUAGUGAAAGAUCAGGUCCCAUUAACAGAGUAACAGAUUUCGAAAAGGAAAUAGUUUCGGUUAAGAAGAACAUACCACAUUUCUUACCAUUCAGCAUCGGUAAGAGGACGUGUAUAGGUCAAACUUUGGUUACAACGAUGAGCUUUGUUAUGUUCGCGAAUAUCAUUCAAGAGUUUGACGUCGGAGCGGUAGAUGUGGAGGAUCUGAGACAGAAACCCGCCUGUGUGGCUCUGCCUAAAGACACGUAUAACUUGUACUUACUGCCUAGGAAACACUGAACUGAAUUCGACUUAUGCCUUACUUUAGAUAAAUACCCUGACUCAUUCUGUGGCUUUGAUUCGUAA